CUUUCGCGCCAAACGAAAUGUCAUGUUUAGGAAAUGGAUGAAUGAUUUCUUGUUUAUUUUUAUUAUAUAGUAUUAUAAAAAUCUUCCUUAUUUGAAGCUAAUAAAUCAUUGAAACCUGAAAAUGGCAGACUCUCUGGCUGCUCAGAGAUCUAAGCGCCAAAAAAUUGAUAAACACGGUCGAUUGUCGGCUUUCGAGAAGUUGAAACAACUGAAAGGAAAAGGCGUUAAACAUAAGUACAAUGUUGACGACUUGGAGAAUGUUUACGACACUGUGGACGAAAAAGAGUACACAGACAGGGUGCUCCAGCGUCAGGAUGACGAUUGGAUUGAAGACGAUGGUACAGGAUAUGUGGAAGAUGGUCGUGAGAUAUUUGAUGACGAAGAUGAGAUUGACGACACAUAUGUGGCCACCAACAACAAGGAGACAGGUAGAGGGCAGAAGAGGAAAGCUAGAGUUGCAGCCCCACCGUCAUCUAAGGGCAAUAUAAGAAAUCUUUUAGGAUCAAUGCCUACUAAAAAGAAAGAGGAUUUGAAAAUAUCAGAAGACAGCAUUCUCUCAGACAUAAUAUCGGACUUGGAUGGCAGUGCCCCGUCCACUGCAGUCAAGCCAAAACCCCUGGUCACCAGGACCAAUGCAGUGGAGUCUAGCAAGCGGGAUGCUCAGAAUUACUUCAAAAGUCUGGCUUCUGCUGUUAAGAAACCUACAUCUGUGGGUUCUUUGAGCAAUGGACAAGCAAAAACUGAUAUGAAAUUCGAGGGAACUGAAAAACCUACUAUCACAUCAAAAGAGCCACCUAAAGAAGACAAGAAACCUGUCAUGAAGAAAACAGAGUGGAAAAUAGAUAAAGAAAUAAAACAAGAACUUGAAGAUGAUUCUGCCACUCAAAAUAUUGAGGAAUUCAGCACUCAAGAUAUGGACUUUGAUGAUAAUGUUAGCAAUGAUACCCCUGAGGCUCGAAAAGACAUUCCUGCUCCUGUACCUAAAACUGAAGUUAAAGAUGAACCAAUCAGUAACACCAUAACAGAUGUUGCUGAUGAGUUUCUAAAUGAUGAUUUUGAGAUCUUUCCAGCCAAAAAGGAGUCACCUAAAGAAUUGAAACCUUUGACAAGUACAUGGAGUGACCAAGUAGGAGACCAACAAGUACAAGCCACUGUGCUUAGUGAUGGUCAACUUCCCCUUCAUACAAAUGAGGAUGGGGAGAAGGUCCUAAGGUUUUACUGGCUGGAUGCCUGGGAAGACAGGUUUGUGAAGCCAGGAGUGGUGUACCUGUUUGGGAAGGUGUAUGCUAAGCCUGGUGACAAAAAGGCGGGCUGUUUGUCCUGCUGUCUCGUGAUAAAGAAUGUUACGAGACAGAUGUUUUUGCUUCCUAGGGAGUAUAAACUAGACCCAGUGACUCUAGAAAGCACAGACCAGGAGGUGACCAUGAUGGACCUAUACGAAGAGUUCAACAGCUCGGUAGCCAGUGAGCUAGGCCUCAAGGAGUUCAAGUCUCGGAAGGUCACCAAGAACUACUGCUUCAACCUGCCCGAUAUACCUGCGCAGUGUGACUAUCUUGAAAUCAAAUAUUCUGCAUCAUUCCCACCACCACCAGCCGGCAAGAAGUACCUGUCAUUCUCACACAUAUUCGGCACGAACACAUCGUCCCUAGAAACAUUCCUACUGGACAGGAAAAUCAAAGGGCCUUGCUGGCUCGAAGUCAAGUACCCCGAGAAUGUGCAGGCCAAGGUAUCGUGGUGCAAGUUGGAAGCGGCAGUGGAGAAGAUGGAGCACAUCAGCGUUAUCAAGAAUCAUGUCGACGACCCGCCGCCUGUCGUCGUCGCUACUAUAAAUAUGAGAACGAUCACAGACCCAAAGACAAGGAAAGCUAAAAUCCUAAUGCUGAGCUGUUUGAUCCACAACCAGUUUCCCAUCAACAAGCCGCCGCCGAAUCCUCCUUUUCAACAACAUUUUUGUGUCAUGACAAAGUGCAAUGAAAUUUGGCCGUUGGAUUUAAAACAAGCAUUUGCUCAGUACAAAGCAACAAAGCUUACCAAAUGCGAUACAGAAAGAGAACUUCUCAACUGUUUCAUGGUGCAGUUCUGGAAAGCCGAUCCCGACUUAGUUGUGGGACACGACUUACCCGGAUUCCAGCAGGACGUGUUGAUUGGGAAUAUUUUAGACUUGCACAUACCGAACUGGUCGAGAUUAGGCAGGCUAAAGAGGUCAGUGACACCACAGAGGAAGUAUGCGGCGAAAGACGCGUUUUUAGGACGCCUCGUUUGCGAUAUCAAAAUAUCUGCCAUGGAACUCAUCAGGGCGAGGAGUUUCGACCUCAACACGCUAUGUGUCGACGUUUUAAAAAUGCAAGAUGGUGAACGCGUGGAUGUUGCGAUCGAAGACUUGCCUCGCUACUAUGAAAACAGCAGAGAUUUAUUACAACUCGUUUCAUUGAGCAUGCAGGACACUUCUUAUAUAUUGAAAAUUAUGUGCGAACUAAACGUCCUUCCACUAGCAUUACAGAUAACGCAAAUAGCUGGCAAUGUCAUGUCCCGGACUCUGAUGGGAGGCAGGUCUGAGAGAAACGAGUUUUUACUGCUCCAUGCUUUCACGGAAAAGAAUUUCAUUGUACCAGACAAAGUGUAUGGAAAGAAAACUGUAGUUCUUGACGAUGAAAGUGAAGGGAAUACUGAGAAUGCGCCUAAAAAACAAGCCAAGAAAAAAGCAGCCUAUUCUGGAGGCUUAGUACUCGACCCUAAAAAAGGAUUCUAUGACAAAUUAAUAUUACUAAUGGAUUUCAAUUCUCUAUACCCAAGUAUUAUGCAGGAAUACAAUAUCUGUUUUACUACAAUUAAAAGGAAAAGCGCUGCGGCCACAGACGAUGACAUAGCUAAUCUUGUAUUACCUUCUCCUAAUGCAGAGUUCGGAGUUCUCCCGACACAAAUUCGGAAACUUGUCGAAAGCAGAAGAGAAGUGAAAAAAUUGAUGAAAUCAGAUUUACCUACGGAACAGUACAUGCAGUACAACAUUAGACAAAUGGCUCUCAAACUUACCGCCAACUCCAUGUAUGGUUGCUUAGGUUUCACACACUCGAGGUUCUAUGCCAAGCCGCUGGCGGCGCUGGUUACUAUGAAAGGCAGAGAAAUCCUAAUGGAUACCAAAGAAAUCGUCCAAAAAUUUAAUUACGACGUUGUUUACGGCGACACCGACAGUUUGAUGAUCAACACCAACUGUUUGGACUAUGAUUCAGUGUUCAAAAUCGGAAACGAUUUGAAAAGGGAAAUCAACAAGAAGUACAAGCAAAUCGAAUUGGAUAUCGAUGGUGUGUUUAGAUACCUGUUGUUACUAAAGAAGAAAAAAUAUGCGGCAGUGAUCAUAAACAAAAAUAAGAACGGGGAAUUUGUUUACACUCAAGAACACAAAGGGUUAGAUAUAGUGAGGAGAGACUGGUCUCAGUUGGCAGCCGAGGCCGGGAAAUUUAUUUUAAGCCAAAUUCUUUCAGAACAAUCAGCCGAUGAGAGAUUAGACAGUAUUCAGACACAUUUGAAUAAAUUAAAAGAUGAUUUAGUUAGUAAUAAAAUGCCACUCUCCAUGUUAACUAUAACCAAACAGCUAACCAAGCAUCCCAAUGAGUACGCAGAUAAAAAUUUACAACCACAUGUCCAAGUGGCACUCAGACUCAACAGUAAAAAUAGUAGAAGGUUCAAAAAGGGGGACAUAGUGCCUUAUAUAAUUUGUGAUGAUGGAUCUGGCAAAUCUGCUGUACAAAGGGCGUACCAUAUAGAGGAGUUGAAGAACUCUGAGGAUUUGAAAGUAGACUACAACUAUUACUUGGCGCAUCAGCUACAUCCCGUGAUAUCGAGAAUAUGCGAACCGAUCGAGGGUAUGGACCCCGCGCGGGUGGCCGACUGCCUCGGGCUGGACCCCUCCGGAUACAAGCAGAUUAUGAAGCGGCGGGACGACAACACAGAAACUUACGAAGUGGAGAACGAGCACGAAAAAUAUAGACAUUGUAAAGAUUUCUCAUUCGUGUGUGUUAACGAGGGUUGCAAAACGAAAAAUAAUAUCAGAGAAACUUUCGUGAAGAUUGAUAAAGAUAAUGUGUGUUUCUUGGAACAGUGCCAGAAUGAGAAGUGUGGGGUGAGGCCGAUGGAUUAUUUAGCUUGCGUUCAGAAUCAGCUGAGCGUGCUGCUGCGGAAGUACCACGCGGAGUACUACGCGGGCUGGGUGUCGUGCGAGGACCCGGCUUGCGGGCACCGCAGCCAACGCCUGCCGCAGACGUUCGCCGCCGGGUAUCCACUGUGCCGACUCUGUGAAAAGGGAGUCAUGUUCAGGGAAUACACCGAGAAGGACUUGUAUCUGCAGCUCAACUUCUUUAUGUACCUGUUCGAUCUCAGCAGAAGCGCCAAUUCUAAAAUAAAAGUAUCUCCUCAACUGGCGUCAUCACUGCAAGUUCUAAAAGAAACAGUAGAGGACUGGCUGGCGCAAUCGGCGUAUUCCAUCAUAAAUCUGUCGAAGCUAUUCAGAUUCUUCUCCCUCGACCCCAAAGCCGGGAGCAGCAAAGUGAAACCGGAGCCGGUCGAGAUUGAUAUACUGCCAGAGACUGAACAGAUAGACGCCUUGUUAGAAAUAGGGAUGUAUUAAAAGUAUUCUAUUAUUUUUGUAAGUCAUAACGUUAAUUAGGUUUAGAUCAUGUUUUUACUAUGUAACAUUUGUUUAUUAUGCAUUAUUAAAUAUUUAAAAUGUAA
Molecule: messenger RNA, 4725 nt
Organism: Plodia interpunctella (Indianmeal moth)
Lineage: Eukaryota; Metazoa; Arthropoda; Insecta; Lepidoptera; Pyralidae
Gene: DNApol-alpha180
Product: DNA polymerase alpha subunit 1
Exons: 11
Coding region: 122-4621 (1499 amino acids)
Biological process (GO): lagging strand elongation; leading strand elongation; mitotic DNA replication initiation
Cellular component (GO): alpha DNA polymerase:primase complex
Molecular function (GO): nucleotide binding; DNA-directed DNA polymerase activity; DNA replication origin binding
Source: RefSeq, a predicted model, not a curated record